This is a messenger RNA of Malassezia japonica, 1035 nucleotides long. RefSeq names its product Glycylpeptide N-tetradecanoyltransferase (gene nmt1). The record is from RefSeq and is a predicted model, not a curated record. The transcript has a single exon. The coding region runs from base 1 to 1035 and encodes 344 amino acids. Gene Ontology annotation, biological process: thiamine biosynthetic process. Lineage: Eukaryota; Fungi; Basidiomycota; Malasseziomycetes; Malasseziales; Malasseziaceae.
AUGUCUACCGACAAAGUCACUUUCCUGCUCAACUGGCACGCCACGCCUUACCAUGCUCCCAUCUUUUUGGCUCAGUCGAAGGGAUUCUUUGCUGCUGAAGGGAUCAAGGUAGCCUUGCUGGAGCCUAAUGAUCCGUCGGACGUCACCGAGAUCAUUGGUUCGGGUAAGGUGGGCAUGGGUACUAAGGCCAUGAUCCAUACCAUCGCUGGUAAGGCCCGUGGGUUCCCAAUCCAAUCGAUUGGAACGCUGCUGGACGAGCCCUUCACUGGUGUAGUUUACCUUGAAGGUUCCGGGAUCACGACUGAUUUCCGCAGCCUGAAAGGCAAGCGUAUUGGCUACGUGGGCGAGUUUGGCAAGAUCCAGAUUGACGAGCUUACCUCGCACUUUGGCAUGUCCAAGUCGGACUACACCGCCGUGCGUGUCGGCAUGAAUGUCACUGAUGCCAUCAAGCGUGGUGACAUUGAUGCUGGCAUUGGUCUGGAGAAUGUCCAGAUGGUUGAGCUGGAGGAGUGGUGCAAGACUCAGGGCCGCCCCACUACCGAUGUCAAGAUGCUGCGCAUUGACGAGCUCGCAGAGCUUGGCUGCUGCUGCUUCUGCUCUAUCUUGUACAUUGCGAAUGAGUCGUUCCUUGCGCGCCACCCAGAAAAGGCCCUUGCCUUUAUGCGCGCUAUCAAACAGGCAACAGAUUUUGUGAUCAAUGAGCCCACCAAGGCUUGGAACGAGUACAAGCAGUUCAAGAAGUCGAUGAACACGGCUGAGAACGAGAAGGUAUUUGAGCGCUCGUACGUCUACAUGAGCCGUGACUGUGCCAAUGUCCCCCGCGAUUGGAAUAAGGUCACGAACUACUGCAAGCGUCUGGGUGUGGUGGAGCCCAACUUCCAGCAGAAUAUGACCAACAAGUUCCUUUCGUGGCAGCUUGAGCCGGAGAACCCCAAUCCCUCUGCGAAGCAGGUGGCCGUUGCGCAGUACCAGAAGGAAGUGGCCGCUGAGGGAGGCGUUCUCAAGCAUCACUCGACGCCUUUGAUUGUUGGAUAG